This is a messenger RNA of Drosophila novamexicana, 1130 nucleotides long. RefSeq names its product ester hydrolase C11orf54 homolog. Gene Ontology annotation, molecular function: hydrolase activity, acting on ester bonds; zinc ion binding. The transcript is spliced from 2 exons. Gene Ontology annotation, cellular component: nucleus. Lineage: Eukaryota; Metazoa; Arthropoda; Insecta; Diptera; Drosophilidae. The record is from RefSeq and is a predicted model, not a curated record. The coding region runs from base 56 to 1030 and encodes 324 amino acids.
CGGAACAGACCUCGAUCGAGUCGUAUUCAGUUUGUAAUUGGAAGACGAAGGAAACAUGAGCCAGAGCCAGAGCCAGCUAAAUACAGCGCAGUUGGUCUUCGAGGAGAAGCCGCUGCAUGUGCCAACGCUGGAGGAACUGCAGCAGGUUAUACAGGGUGCCCUGCGUAAAAACUUUGCAACAGCCAGCGUGCAGGUGGGCGACUGCCCAGAUCUGAAGGCGCCGCAAUACGGCCUGGUGGAGUCGGGACUGGGCGGCAGGGCGACGCUGCUGGAGGUGGGCGGACCGCCGUAUCUGCUGCCGCUGGUGCAGCGCGACAAGCUGUAUAACAUCAAGGAGAUCGCGCGCAGAAUACAGGGUGCCGGCAAGAUUUUCGCAGUAGGCGCCGGCGCCGGACCCUAUCCUAUACGCAGCUCCAACUGCGAGGGCAUCUACAAUCUGUCGGUGAGCGCAUCGGACGAGCUGACCAACGGCAGCUACACGGCAACGGUGCGCGGCGAGCAGGAGGAGUGCGUCCUGGAGCGGAUACCCAGCACGGAGGCGCGCUGUGCCCUGCUCUUGAAUCUGUAUCUGAGCCGCGGCGAGGCGGGACCCGUGCUCAAGAUCAGCGCCAAGCAGCGCAAGGGCGAGCUGAACUUUAUUGAGUGCAUACGCAAGGGCCUGGAGGAGCACUACGGGGAUCGGGUGGUGGGCCUGGGCGGCAUAUUCGUGAUCAAAAAGGGCGCCGCCCAUCAGCACGUGAUGCGUGACUUCAGCAAGACGCCCAUCCACACUGACGCCGAGGUCAACGAAUGGCUCAAGUUCUACAACAUGCCCGCCCAGCUGAACGCCCUUGGCACUCUGGUUACCAAGGAGCACGAUCUCGAUUUGCGGCUGCAGCACUUUCACUCCUUCUCCUUCAGCAACUGGGGCGGACACUAUCACUACGAUACCACGCCCGACACCGUCGAGUACGAGGCCUAUCUCAAUGUGGCCGAGCGCGUGGUCCGUGUGGACAAGCCCCUAGCCACGCACAAGGUGGGCAGGGAUUAGCCCAAGCGUUAAGGGUAUGCCGCCAACUAUUAAUAUUCCUUAGCAUAAGCAAUAGAAAUCCAUUAAAUAAAUGAAUAAACAAAUAAAUAUUGUUCAAACA